Elgaria multicarinata webbii is the source of this 3858-nucleotide messenger RNA. RefSeq names its product hedgehog interacting protein (gene HHIP). The coding region runs from base 240 to 2336 and encodes 698 amino acids. The record is from RefSeq and is a predicted model, not a curated record. Lineage: Eukaryota; Metazoa; Chordata; Lepidosauria; Squamata; Anguidae. The transcript has 13 exons.
CCUGGCGCUGCUUUGGCCCACGUGCGCUUUUUGUUCGCCCGACACCCCUCAGCAUCGCCCGCGCGUCCCUUCGGAGGUCUCUCGCCAGCCCCGCUUCUCUUUUCAUUCCUCCUCUUCUACUACUUUUUAUCCCCUUCGCCUGCCCCAAAGGAAAGCUCUCUCGCGCUCUUGGAUUGCCUUGGGAUUUGGGUCACGCCAGCCAGCGCUUGAAGCCUUCCGAGGGAGGCAGGCAGGCGGGCAUGGUGGGGCUGAAGAUGCUCCCGCUCAAGCUGCUCUUGGUGGCCGUGGUCCUCUGCUUCUUCGAAGGGGAGGCCAAGUUUGGCGAGAGCGGGGCCAGGCGGAGACGCUGCUUGAACGGCAGCCCCCCCAGGCGCCUCAAGAAGCGGGACCGGAGGCUGAUGCUCCUGGAGCCGCCCAACGGAGCGGAGCUGAUAUGCCGGGGCUUCUACCCUCGACUGUCCUGCUGCCCCAGGGCUGAGAGCCAGGGCUUGCUGCAGAUGGAGAACAACAAGAUCUUUUCUGUUACCAACAACACAGAAUGUGCGAAGCUGCUGCAGGAAAUCAAAUGUGCACACUGUUCGCCAAAUGCUCAGAAUCUGUUUCGCUCAACUGAGAAAGAAGCAUUGCAAAGAGAACUGGCCCUUCCUUUCCUGUGCAAGGAUUAUUGUAAAGAAUUCUAUUACACUUGCAGAGGUCACAUACCAGGUUUCCUCCAAACUACAGCUGAUGACUUUUGUUUCUACUAUGCGAGAAAAGAUGGUGGCUUGUGCUUUCCGGAUUUUCCAAGAAAACAAGUUCGAGGACCAGCUUCUAACUAUUUGGACCAGAUGGACGGAUAUGGCAAAGGAGAAGAUAUCAGCAGGAAACAUAAACACAACUGCUUUUGCCUUUAUGAAGUUGUAAGUGGUCUUAGACAACCUGUUGGAGCAGUACACAGUGGAGAUGGAUCACAGCACCUGUUCAUCCUUGAGAAGGAGGGAUAUGUAAAGAUUUUCACACCAGAAGGAGAUAUAAUUAAGGAACCAUUUCUGGAUAUACACAAACUUGUUCAAAGUGGAAUAAAGGGUGGAGAUGAAAGAGGGCUCUUAAGCCUUGCAUUCCAUCCCAAUUACAAAAAAAAUGGGAAGAUGUAUGUGUCCUUUACCACCAACCAAGAGCGAUGGGCGAUUGGGCCUCAUGACCAUAUUCUUAGGGUCGUAGAGUACACCGUGUCCAGGAAAAAUCCACACCAGGUUGACUUGAGAACAGCAAGAGGUUUUUUAGAAGUCGCAGAGCUGCAUAGGAAGCACCUUGGGGGGCAGCUGCUAUUUGGCCCCGAUGGGUUUUUAUACAUAUUCCUCGGCGAUGGGAUGAUUACUAUAGAUGAUAUGGAGGAGAUGGAUGGUUUAAGUGAUUUUACAGGUUCUGUGUUGCGCCUGGAUGUAGACACUGAUUUCUGCCACGUGCCUUAUUCCAUACCACAAAGCAACCCACACUUUAACAGCACCAAUCAGCCUCCUGAGAUUUUUGCCCAUGGACUCCACAAUCCAGGCAGGUGUGCUGUGGAUCGCCAUCCAACAGAUGUAAAUAUUAAUUUAACAAUCCUUUGUUCAGACUCCAAUGGGAAGAACAGGUCCUCAGCAAGAAUCCUUCAGAUAAUAAAGGGGAAAGAUUAUGAAAGUGAGCCUUCACUUUUAGAAUUCAAGCCAUUCAGUAGCGGACCAUUGGUUGGUGGAUUUGUAUACAGAGGCUGCCAGUCCGAAAGACUUUACGGAAGCUAUGUAUUUGCAGACCGCAACGGAAAUUUUUUAACUCUGCAACAGAGCCCCAUGACCAAACAGUGGCAAGAGAAACCACUAUGUCUGGGCAACAGUGGUUCAUGUAGAGGUUUCUUUCCAGGACAUAUCUUAGGAUUUGGUGAAGAUGAAUUAGGUGAGGUUUACAUCUUAGCAAGCAGUAAAAGCAUGACACAGUCUCACAAUGGAAAACUCUAUAAAAUUGUUGACCCCAAAAGGCCCUUAGUCCCAGAAGAAUGCAAAAGAACAGCUCUUCCUGCCCAGAUAUUGACAUCUGAAUGCUCAAGGCAUUGUCGAAAUGGGCACUGCACUCCCACCGGAAAAUGUUGCUGUAAUCAAGGCUGGGAAGGCGAGUUCUGCAGAAUUGCAAAAUGUGAUCCAGCCUGUCGACAUGGAGGCGUCUGCAUACGACCAAAUAAAUGCUUGUGUAAAAAAGGAUACCUUGGUCUUCAAUGUGAACAAGUGGAUAGAAACAUCCGAAGAGUGACAAGGGCAGGUAUUCUUGAUCAGAUCAUUGACAUGACAUCCUAUUUGCUGGAUCUAACCAGCUACAUUGUAUAGUUUCUGGGACUAUUUGGAUACUACAUUUUCAAUGGGCAUUUAUUUUUGAAUCUUCUCUUUUCUUUUCUUUUCUUUUAAAAAAGACUGUUAUCCUGCUUUGAAAUUCCAGUGAUUCCAUUUGGUUUGUAGAUCUGUCUUUUACAUUUUCAGAGAAGCAGAAAGGUACAAUUCACGCACAAACAUCUGGUUGCAUAACUAGUGGAAUACUAAAAUUUUAUUUCCUCGUGUGAAAUAGUUUACACAGAAAUUCCACUGUUUGCCACAAAGAAUUUUUCAAUAGUCACUAUGACUUCUUUGAUGUCCCACCACUUUUAUGUCUAUAACUUUUUAACUAUAGCAAUCGGAAAGGAGUUUUGAAACUGUUCGAUAUUAUUCAAAUUUAAUUUUAAGUAUUGUUAAGGUGUAACAAAUGGCAAGUGGAUUCAGAUGAUCAAUUGCCAUCCAGUUGAUGUAUAAUAAACAUAAUGUCAUUUUUUCUCCCAUUAAAAGCUAUUCUAUGAAUGGGAUGAAAAAGCUAUUGUAGUAAGUUCUAGUAGCCAUUGGAAGCUUAAAAUGAGCAAAUAUCAUAUUAAAAUUGAAGUUACCAUGUGAAAAACCUGGCCAUGUGAAUCCAUCUUCCCAUUAUAAAAUAAUUUUUCAGAACUCCUUAAUGCAUUCUUAUAUAGGCAACUCAUUGUAAGAUUGUAAUCUACACCUAUCAAUGUAACAGAAUGUUAUGCACUUAACUAUUUUAUCUGAAAUAGAUGCAAAAAUCUGGCUGUCGUAGCUCAAUUUCCUGACUGUUUCAAGUUCUUAAUAAUUAAAUUAUAUCUGCAUAUUUUAAAACCAGUCAUUCUAGAAGGUCUGCUUUUUAUUGAAUAUCUUAUUUAACAAUGGGCACUGGGUUUGUGUUACAUAUUUAUAUUAUUUUAUUUUAUUUUAUUAUAAUAUAGACAUCACCUAGAUGAACAGCUUUGCCAUGUCCUGUAAAAUACUAAAGUUACAUUUUUCUCCAAAUUAAUUGGAAUGACGGGGAGUGAAAGAGCAAACGCACUCUUUAAUGUGUUGUGGACCUAAUGUAGAAAUGUAUCCUUGUGUCAACCUUUGUUCAUAACCAUCGGAGAGGCAGCACCAACCAACCAGUCAUUGUAAAUGUUGAUAGAAUUCUUUCCACUAUAUCAGGACUGGCCCGUUUAUAUGUUUAUUAGAAGCUAUUACAGAACUCACACUGAAUGGAACAUCACUGGAUGGGAGCUCAAUUUAGCUAAAGUCUUGCCUGUGUAAGAGGAUACUUGUACAAAUCAUUAAAAUUAUGACUAUUGCUAAAUAUGGUUUAAAAUGUAAAUGUUUCUUGGAGAGUUAACAGAAUACUGUUUCCUUUUUGUAAAUGUAUCAAUAAAUUUGGUGUACAUGCUGUAUUCAGAAUUGUUAAAGUAUGAAUUAAUAUUUGAAUUUCUAGGAUCAUCCUCCGAAUUUAAAAUGUUUAUUCCUGCAAUGCUUUGUGACCUGGUCUGUGUGUUCAUAUUUGCAGUGUAUAUCAAUU